AAUUGACAAUUCAUGAAAUUUGUUUGUUGCUCUAGAAAAUAUUGUUUGUGUUUUUGUUAAAAAAAAAAGAUAUAAAUUAUUUUAAAAAAAUGUCGCGUGAAGAAAAACAAUUAGAUGCCACUCUGGAUGCAGUGUUAAAUCGUUUAAAUGAUUUGAAAAUGUCCAUUGGAGCCAUGAUACAUAAAUUAGAAACGGAAUACGAAACCAUCAGUUGGCCACAAUUUCUCGAUAAUUUUGCCUUAAUCUCCAGUCAUCUUACCGGUCUAUCGAAAAUCUUGUCGAAAGAAAUAUGUCCACCCCUAAGAAAUCGUACUGUUCUGCCACUAAUACUAUCACCCGAUAGGGAUGAAAUUUUAGUGAAUUUGACUCAAGGAAGAGUUCCAGUUUUUUCACAUGAUAAUGUACCAGACUAUUUGCGUACUAAACCAGCACCGCUGGCUGAACAGAAAAUGUUACAAAACGAACAAAAAGCCAAUAGUCUGACAAAUGAAGCGGCUAGCAAACAGGUGGCUCAAUACAAUAAAGUUGUGUCUCAUGUCUUGGAAAUAGUUAGCAAACAACGUGAAGACUGGGAAAUAGACUCUUCAUCGAGAGCUGGUAUACAACAGACGAGUAGUAUGGCUGAUACACAUGCUCUGGUGGCAGCAGUCGGUAUGGGUAAAGGCUUAAAAUUAACUAUGCCUAUGUCAAUACCCGGUGGUGGUCCUGGCAGUAUGAUGGUACCACCCGCCAUAAGACCACCAGCACCUAUGAGUUCGGUUAGUCCUGGCGGUGUCAAUCAACUGGGCAAAGCUCCUUCGGCUAUUAAGACCAAUAUUAAGUCAGCUAUGCAAGUGCAUCCAUUUCAAAGAUAAGGAUGUAGUUUGGUUAAAGGUUUGUUAGUUUUAAAAAUUUAAUAAAAUAGCAGUAAUAAAGUUAAAUUUUGCGAAAAAAAUAAAAUAUUUAUUUCAAACAAAUUAAAAAA
Lucilia cuprina (Australian sheep blowfly) is the source of this 964-nucleotide messenger RNA. It is a transcript of the gene MED8, whose product is annotated as mediator of RNA polymerase II transcription subunit 8. Gene Ontology annotation, cellular component: mediator complex; core mediator complex. Gene Ontology annotation, molecular function: transcription coregulator activity; RNA polymerase II cis-regulatory region sequence-specific DNA binding. Gene Ontology annotation, biological process: regulation of transcription by RNA polymerase II. The record is from RefSeq and is a predicted model, not a curated record. Lineage: Eukaryota; Metazoa; Arthropoda; Insecta; Diptera; Calliphoridae. The coding region runs from base 90 to 854 and encodes 254 amino acids. The transcript is spliced from 2 exons.